Messenger RNA from Puccinia sorghi, 2658 nucleotides. The record is from the annotation of a GenBank genome assembly. NCBI's taxonomy places the organism in Eukaryota, Fungi, Basidiomycota, Pucciniomycetes, Pucciniales, Pucciniaceae.
AUGGCUCGACUCCUGGCCCUCAACGCCAAGUUCUGCCUCAAACCACGAUACGAAAAACCCAACCAAGUGCUCUCGCUCUGGAAGGACUUCGCUUGCUCGGUUCGUAUACGCGUUAUCUUUUCUGAAGAGUCUGAUGACGAGGACUUUGUUCCAAAGUUCCAUAUCAAAUCUGAUAAACCUUUCGAUUCAUUACCAGGUUUCCCAGAUGUAGAAGAAGGCCUACGAGUAGGAGGCCGCCUCCUCUCAUCUGCACUCUCGAAAGUCUCUCGCAACGACUGGAUCCCGUCUCUGUCAUCUACCAAGACGCGAACCUUUGACGAACUCAUCCACAACGACGCCUACCUCUUUAAACCAUGCGAUAAGAACCUCGGUAUGAGCAUUCUGCCCACUACCUGGUACAUCGAUGAAUUAAACAUGGCUGAACUCACCUCGGAACUCUGCUCCCUGUUAGCAUCACCCAUCUUUACAAAACAAGCCAGAAAGUUUAUUCUACAUAGUCUCCGGAAACCCUCGAUUCCGGAGUUCUAUAUCCUGCCGAAAGUCCACAAGAACCCCAUUAAAGGUCGGCCGAUCGUUCCGUCUUUUAACUGGAUUACUACAAACCUUAGUAAGUGGUUGGACUAUACCCUCCGCCCUUUCCUCCAGGAAUUCCCUUGGAUUCUCCGUGACUCAAAGCAGUUGCUUCAGCAACUUCCCGCCUUGUCGCUAUCCAAGGACGAUUCCAUAUGGCUACUAACGGCAGACGUCACCUCCUUUUAUAGUUCGCUCCCGAAUGAAACCGGUUGCAAAAUUAUUCGUUGGUUGGCGACUAAGAACGACUACUCCGAUACCGAUGCUGAUACGCUCAGCGAGGCACUCGGAUUCGUUCUCAACAACAACUUUCUAUCAUUCGGCUCCGCUGUCUAUCGACAAGUCUUUGGCACGGCAAUGGGAACCGCAUGUGCCCCUGUAUAUGCAAAUCUGUUCGCCGCCGCUUAUGAAUCACUGACUAUGGACAACAAGCCGACGAGUCUCGUAUACUACGGUCGUUUUCUCGAUGACAUCCUGGUCAUCGUGAAAGGUUCGAACACCGAUGUGGAAAUCGUGAAACGCUUUGUCGACGACUCCCUUGGCGACCUUGAACUCAGUUGGACUGUAAGUCAAACUUCGCUCGCAUUCCUUGACAUUAACCUUCAAGUGAACGCGACUGACUGUUCUGCCCCACGGAUUACUACCUCCGUCUACCAGAAACCCUCCAACGCGUACCAGUACAUACCGUGGUCGUCCUAUCAUCCUCCUAAGGUCAAACUGGCCUUCGUAAAAGGUGAGCUCGUUCGCUACGCACGUACAAGCUCAACAAAAGAAGCUUAUCUAAACGUUUCUUCCUUGUUCUACCAACGCCUCCGAUCUAGAGGAUACCCGAUAGGCUGGCUACGCUUUGCGUUUCGCACCGUUAAAUGGAAGGAUCGACAACAGCUCUUGACCGAUCGGGUCAAGACUGCUCUGUCGCCUAAACCGCCGUUAGUCUUUCAUGCUGCUUAUAACCCCAUCUGGAAUAAGAUCCGCAUGAAACGAAGCUUCGACGCUCUUCUGGGCGUCUGUUCUAACCAAAGCCGAUUCCGUUUUCUAGGAAAACAACCUCGGCCGAUCAUGUGUUUCCAUCGUGCGAACUACCUCGCUUCUGCAGGCGACACCAACGAUCGGUGCCACGCUGCUCGCUCCACCUUUACUGGAUCGAUCGACGGCGACGGCCUUUGUCCUCUAUUGAGGAGGAGCCGACCACCGAACACCGCGGCCUCUAGCGCGAACGACCGAGUCGGGUGUAGGCGAAAACGAUCUGUUGCGGCCUACAACCGACGACGAGUCCUCUCGCUGACCCGCGGCGCUCGAUACACAUGUCUUACCUGCCUACAAACCAGGACUAUCAGCACCGGUUACCCUGGAGGACUUCUAGCUGCUCUUUUAGAGAACAGAUCUAGAUGCUCUACUAUAGAUAAACCUGUACCUAAGCAUACAUCCCCUCAUUUUUUUUGUAGAUAUUAUUACAUAGAUCAAAUAAAUGACUUAGAAGCAUAUUCAAUUCAAAUGGAACUUAGUUCUAUUUUAAUUCAAUACUGCACAAACUCAAACUCUAUCCGAAAAAAGAUCAUCACACUUAGAUUUUCUUUGCUCUCUUUAACAACAAUCCUAACCCUCUACCUAAGUUCGGAAUCACUCUCAAUACACUCGGCUUCACAUCGCGUUCGGCUUCGCUACCUUGUUCCGAUCAUCCUGCCAUCCCCCUUAGAUCGCUGUCUUAUAUUCUUAUUACACUAUCUGUCGGUCGCUAUUGAUCGCAACAAACCUCCCUGCCAACCCGAUCCAGUCUUCCACUCGACUCCCCCAGCCAUCCCCUCAACCUCGUUCACCGAUAAAAGAGUCCGCGCCCAGAUAUUGAGGCUUCGAUCGGACCGCCGAUUAUCAGCCGCGCUCAACUUUAAAGUCGCUCUGCCGUCUUUAAUCCUGUUGACCCCGCUGUGUUUCUUCGGACAAACCAAUUCGAUAAGGAGCAUAACUAAAACGUUUGCUUACACUACAACCUUUGUCAGGGUUCUCUCCGUCUUCUUUUCAGAAGCACGUCGACGUUCCGAGCCUUACUACCGUUGCCGUGUCAGCCCUGAAACAUCGUAUUCUUGUUAG